This is a messenger RNA of Thunnus maccoyii (southern bluefin tuna), 2014 nucleotides long. Its product is annotated as CDP-diacylglycerol--glycerol-3-phosphate 3-phosphatidyltransferase. The transcript has 6 exons. The record is from RefSeq and is a predicted model, not a curated record. Gene Ontology annotation, cellular component: membrane. NCBI's taxonomy places the organism in Eukaryota, Metazoa, Chordata, Actinopteri, Scombriformes, Scombridae. The coding region runs from base 680 to 1291 and encodes 203 amino acids. Gene Ontology annotation, biological process: phospholipid biosynthetic process. Gene Ontology annotation, molecular function: phosphotransferase activity, for other substituted phosphate groups.
UUCAUCACUUUGGCAUGUUCCAAAUAUAAGAAGGAUAACGCUGAUACAUUUUGACUAGUUAAUUAUAACCAUUAUGCAAUAUUCCUAAAAAAUAUACUACGAAGACUUAAGCCUCUAAAUCAAAUCCUAAAAUUUAACAAUAUACUGUCAAUCAGAGGCAUUCAACUGACCAUUCUUAUUUAAAUGCAUUUCCCUCAUAAGCAUAAUACUGUUAAAUUUCCAGAUUUUAGACUGGAGUUUGGUUUAACGCUGCGUGCGACUUUAUUUAGCAUUGAGGAAGGAAAGUAUAAAGCCUUGUUUGAGUUUUUAAAAGUAACUGGGUUAAUGAAGAGGAUUUGGGUUUUUUUUCGCUCUCAGUUCUAAUGGAAACAAGGAACUCUGGCCAACACUCCAGCAUAGUGGGUGGCGGUAAUGCACCCUAAACACUAGUUGCCACCCGCCAUUAAACAAAAGAAGAAGACGCUGCACGCGUACCGUACGGCAACGCAGCGUCACUAGAGCUUCCUCGGUCACUCUGUUGACCUGAAGAAUAUGAAGGUGCUCACAGCUUGUCGACACCCUACGGAGAUUCAACGAGGAAUAUAUUUAUGAGAUAUAUGGUCACAAGUAGUGUUCUUGUUUGUUUUUCUAGCUAGUUGUCCGCUUACAAAACUGGUUGCAUCAUUUUAAUAGACUGAAGAUGGUGCACAAAGUUCUGCUUUACUGGCCGAAUAUCAUUGGAUACUUUCGAAUUGGCCUUGUGUUUGCUGCUUGGGCAGCAUAUGAAAUACCAGCAGUGUUUGUUCUUUUUUACUCGAUCUCCAUAGCACUUGAUGGAGUAGAUGGCUGGCUGGCCAGGAGGCUGGGUCAGACCUCCAGGUUUGGGGCCUGGCUUGACGUAGUGGUGGACAACCUGGGCAGAGGCAUGCUGUGGAGCCAGCUGUAUGAGUGGGGUUGGCUGGUGUCUACACUGGAGUGGUGUGUGUUUGUGUGCAACCACAGUGCCCGAGGUGACCACUGGAAGAACAGCUUCACCACCAGCCCUGCAAUCAUACAAGCCAUCAUGGCCAAUGGGUUUCGGACACCCCUCGGCACAUGGGUGGUGAGCGGGCUGCACUGCCUCCCGCUGUGGCUGUACGGGUACCAGCGAGGUUUACUGUCCAGCUGGUUGUAUCUGCCGCUCUGGAUUCAGGUUCUGGGGACUGUGCUGCUGGCUGCAGGCCGCCUGCUAGCUCUGUCAGUGGAGGUGUUUUGUAUAUGGACAUACAUUGAUUUCCUCACCAAUGAUGAGCUGGAGGAGAAAAAGAACUGAAAUCCACUCAGCAGACCUUUGCUCUCCUGCCUUCACACUUAUUUCAUGUUCUCACCUCAGUAAAAAAAGAAGAAAAAAAAGAUCAGAUCAGUGAACAUGAUUGAUUUUAUGCAUGGCUGCUGCUGAGUUACUAGGUAUGGCUCAUCCCUCCCUGCUCAAAAUUAGAAGAAAGCAGUGAGUGAGUGAUAAAUAAAUACUAAAGACUAUAUAUAGUAGUUAUAGUUGUUGACUAAUACAUAAUAAACACAUAUCUGCUUACAGCUACAUUAUAGUGUGUAUAAGCCAUUUAACAACUGUUUAUAUACUGAUUAUAAAUGCUAAAUAGGGGAACUUAAAAUAAAGUGUUUACAUACAUGCAGGGAAAUAAGUCUAAAAAAACCAAAACCAAUUGUUUUUAAUUAAAACUGAUUGAAUAUCUGGCAGUUUUGAAUGUACUGUCUUACCUGAAGCAACAGCUGUUUACCACUGUACUGUUGUAAUGUAAGAAAACUCAAUGUUAAGCAGUUAUUAAGCAAAAGGCUAACUCUGGUGUAGGACGAUGUACACUCUUUAAAAUAUGACAAUUAAUGCAAAUAUAACCAAACAUUAUAACCGAAAACAAAGCUGUGAAUAGUUACAAGGUUUUCAUGUGAUGAUGAUGAUGAUUGAUGGGAAAUCCCAUUAAGAAAGAUCUAAAUGGAUUUGGUUACAUAAACUAAUUGUAACCAAUUGUGUAAAAACUAA